AAAAAUGAGAUAAUGAGAUAAUAACAAUAGAGAUAAUGAAUAUUUAUUUUACAAAAGUCCAAAUAAUAAAUUGUUAAAGAAAAAAAUAUUAAAAAUCCCAAAAAAGCUGUAAAGUCAUGUAAUAAUAAUUAUUUAUUAAAUUAAUUUAAAGUAAUAUAUUUAAUUUUUGUUCUAUUUAUCACUAUUUAUAAACACCCCCUGCACCCCCCGCAGCAUCUUAUAAAAAUGAUAAGCGCAGUUCCGCAACAUAUCAAUAUGGCGACUUUGCAAAUUAUAGCCCAAUAAAAAUAAAUAAAUAAUAAAUAUAAAAACAUGGUAAAUUAAUUUAAUUAAUAAAUAUUAUAUAAAUUAUUAUUUGUUAAAUUAAAUAUCAAUUAAUGGUACAAGUAAUUGUGUAUGUUAAAAAUUAUAAGAACAAAAUUUUUGACAGCAAUUGUGACAGUUGUUUAUAACUUGUCAGAUUUGUGGUGAUAAAUAAAUAUAUAAAGAAUAAUUUAUUAAAUGAUGUUUGUUGACAUUUUAAAAUUAUCCUUGAGACUCUGGGAUUCAUUUGAUGAUACUCAUCAUCUUGACAAGAAUACCAAUUCAUCAAAUUAAAUUUGAUAAUAAUUUUUCAACAAGUUGAUUUAUUUAUUUAUUUUUUUAUAUAAGAAAAAGUGAAUCAAAUAAUGGAAAAUUUGGAGUUAAAUUUUGACAUGACCUUGGACUCUCUGAAUCUAUCAGAAUCAGAAACAUCAAUUUUAGAACAACAAUUUUUAUUGAAUAAUCAAGAUUUAAUUGAUGAUAUUGAAAAAUUAAAAAUAAAUUAUGAAAAUUAUAAAACAGAAAAUGAAUUGUUAAAGCUAUCAAAUAAUGAAUUAAAAAAUAAAAUAUGUGAGCUAUAUAAAAAUGAACAGUUAAAUUUAAAUGAUAAAAAUAAGCUAGAUAAUUUGUACAAAGAUUUGAAAUGUCAAUUAAUUGUCAUUGAAAAUUCAUCAAAUUGGUAUAAAAAAAAAUUUCACGAAUCAGAAGCAAUAAAUGUAACAUUAAAAUGUGAUAUUGAAACAUAUGAAAAAGUAUUAUUACAAAGAGAAAAAACAAUUAAUGAUUUAAUUCAAAAAUCAAAUAGCCAUGAUGAGCUAAUAAUUAAAUACAACAAUUUACACAUAAAACACAAUGAAUUAGUUAAUAAAAAAAAUCAUGUGCCAUUAGUUGAUGAAAAUUUAAAUUUGCAAAAAUCAAAUGAUGAUAAAAAAAUUAACGAAGAAAGUAAUGGAUACAUUAUAAAAAUAAAUAGCUUAGAAAAUCAAUUAGAAUUAUUAGAAAAAAAAUAUUUAAAUUCUGAAAGUUCAAGAUGUCUAAUUGAAGCAUCAUUAAAUGAUUGUCGAAAAAAAAUAUUAAAUUUAGAAAAUAAUAUAAAAUUAAAUGAGCUAAAAAAUAUUGAAUUUAUUGAAAAACUUAAAUUAUAUGAAAAUAAUUGUGAAAUAUUAAAUAAUGAAAAUAAAAAAUUAAAUUUAAUAUUAUUAUCAUCUAAAAAAGAACAGUGCCAAAUUGAAGAAGGUAUUAUUAAUUUACGUGUACAAUUAACAAACAUGAUUGCCCAGUAUAAAUCACUUAAAUUGCGUAAUAAUAAUGUAGAAAAAAAAUUAUUAAAUUAUUGGGAUUUAAUUGCUGAUAAUAAGCAAUUAAAAAAACAAAUAAUAUUAAUGAAAAAUUCAUAUCAACAACGAGUUAAUGAAGAAAUAAAUAAAUCAAAAAUUGCUGAAAAUUUAUUGAAUAAAGAACGUGAUGAUAAAGUGAUGAUUUAUCAACGUGAAAAAACAAUAAAUUCAAUGAAAAUUUGUCUUUAUCAGUCACUUGAAAGAGAAAAAAAAUUAAAAGAACAAUUAAAAUUAUUGGCAAAAGGUGCUGAUGAAAGUGUUGAUGAAGGCUAUGCUGAUGGUGGUGCUGUUACAUUUGAUGUAUCAAUAACAUCACCAACUGAAAUUGAUCCAAGUAUUAUUAAUUUUGCUACCGAGCUUAUUAAUAAAAGUAAUAAUUUUUUAAAACCACUUCAACCAACUAUCGAUGAGUUGAGAAAAAAAAUUGAAAAUUUUUCAAAUCAUAAAUGUUUAAAAAGUAUUUAACAAUACUAUUGUUUUUUUGUUUGUUAAUAAUAUAGUAUUUAUUAAUUUAAUUUGUAGAAAAAAAAAGUUAUAUUUUUUGAAAUUUCAAGAUGAAAAAAAUAUUUAUUUAUAUUAAUGAUAACUAUUUGUGAUUCCAGUAGUAUUAAUUAUGUAUUAUAAAUUUUUUUCUGUGUUAAUUAAUAAUAAUGUUUAAUAUAAUAUUUAAGAGAAAAAAUAAUACAACUAAUAUUCCAAGAGAAAAGACAUCAAACAAAGCAGCUAAUUAAAUUCAAUUGUUUUUCUUUUUUCAUGUAAAAAAAAAUUAACAAAUUGUAAAUAUAAUUACUUUGUAAUUAUAAGUGACCAAUGUUAUUGUUUUUAAAUAAUUCAAUAAAUUAAAAACAAUUUAAUCAUUAGAAAAAUUAAAAAAACUGUUAUCAUUUUCGAUUAGCUAAUUAUUUUAAAACUAAAAAAUACAAGUGUCUAAUUGAAAUAGUUCUCAAGACCUUAUGAAAUAAUAAAAAAAUUAAACAACAAAA
Molecule: messenger RNA, 2623 nt
Organism: Aphidius gifuensis
Lineage: Eukaryota; Metazoa; Arthropoda; Insecta; Hymenoptera; Braconidae
Product: structural maintenance of chromosomes protein 3 homolog
Exons: 2
Coding region: 669-2105 (478 amino acids)
Source: RefSeq, a predicted model, not a curated record